AUGAUUAACGAAGAUGAUAUAAAGAAGGCUCUGGCCGAAAUCAAAAGCUCUAAAGCUCCUAAUUAUGCUAUAAUAGCCAGAAAGUAUGGAUUAACGCGAUCUAUGCUAUCCAGACGCGCCAGAGGACAAACUACCUCCCGAGCGGAAUUCCAGUUCCAAAUCCACUAA
Hyaloscypha bicolor E is the source of this 168-nucleotide messenger RNA. RefSeq lists its product as uncharacterized. The coding region runs from base 1 to 168 and encodes 55 amino acids. NCBI's taxonomy places the organism in Eukaryota, Fungi, Ascomycota, Leotiomycetes, Helotiales, Hyaloscyphaceae. The transcript has a single exon. The record is from RefSeq and is a predicted model, not a curated record.